Messenger RNA from Pseudopipra pipra, 5387 nucleotides. RefSeq names its product ATPase plasma membrane Ca2+ transporting 1 (gene ATP2B1). Gene Ontology annotation, biological process: calcium ion transmembrane transport; regulation of cytosolic calcium ion concentration. The coding region runs from base 354 to 3956 and encodes 1200 amino acids. Gene Ontology annotation, cellular component: plasma membrane; intracellular membrane-bounded organelle. NCBI's taxonomy places the organism in Eukaryota, Metazoa, Chordata, Aves, Passeriformes, Pipridae. The transcript is spliced from 22 exons. The record is from RefSeq and is a predicted model, not a curated record. Gene Ontology annotation, molecular function: P-type calcium transporter activity; ATP binding; PDZ domain binding.
UCCUGUAGCGGGUGCUCUGCGGCGCAGGGGCUCGGCGGCGCGCUCGGCACUGCCCGGUGCGUGCGGGGGAAAGCAGGCGGGCGGUCGCCGGGGAGCGGCCGCGGCGGCGGGAGCGCCCGCGAGGAGGGCAAAUCGCCGAUUCCUGCCGAUUGUACAUGCCUUUUGGUUUUGGGGAACAGAACGCACCAUGGGACAACCUCAAAGAUCUCUCCAGACGGGGUCUCUUACUUGGGUGAUGUGUCUGCUCUCCUGACUGUCUUAAUACCCAAAGGAUUUAUUUUCCUUUUGGAAAUAUUUUAAGUUGAAAUCUUGUUCCUUACUGGAAAUCGUCUACACUAAAGACUGCAUGCAUCAUGGGUGACAUGGCAAACAACUCGGUUGCAUAUAGUGGUGUAAAAAAUGCUGUAAAAGAAGCUAAUCAUGGAGAUUUUGGAGUUACUCUUACAGAGCUUCGUUCUCUUAUGGAACUUCGAGCUGCAGAUGCACUGCAUAAAAUACAGGAAUGCUAUGGAGAUGUACAUGGCAUCUGCACAAAGUUGAAAACUUCACCAAAUGAAGGUUUAAGUGGAAAUCCAGCAGAUAUAGAAAGGAGAGAAGCAGUUUUUGGGAAGAACUUUAUACCUCCUAAAAAGCCAAAAACAUUUCUUCAGUUAGUAUGGGAAGCACUACAGGAUGUUACAUUAAUUAUAUUAGAAAUUGCAGCCGUAGUAUCCUUGGGCCUUUCUUUUUACCAGCCUCCAGGAGGAAAUGAAUCAUUAUGUGGAUCAGUAAAUGUUGGUGAAGAAGAAGAGGAAUCUGAAGCAGGUUGGAUUGAAGGAGCAGCAAUCCUCCUAUCUGUAGUUUGUGUGGUAUUAGUAACAGCUUUCAAUGACUGGAGCAAGGAGAAACAAUUUCGGGGAUUGCAGAGCCGUAUUGAACAAGAACAGAAAUUCACAGUCAUCAGAGGUGGUCAAGUCAUCCAAAUACCAGUAGCUGACAUAAUUGUUGGAGAUAUUGCACAAGUGAAAUAUGGUGACCUUUUGCCAGCUGAUGGUGUACUCAUUCAAGGAAAUGACCUCAAAAUUGAUGAAAGCUCACUGACUGGAGAAUCUGAUCAUGUUAAGAAAUCACUGGACAGAGAUCCUAUGCUGCUAUCAGGUACACAUGUGAUGGAAGGCUCUGGAAGAAUGGUGGUAACUGCUGUAGGUGUUAACUCUCAGACUGGAAUCAUCUUCACCUUACUUGGGGCUGGAGGAGAUGAAGAGGAGAAGGAGAAGGAAAAAGAGAAGAAGGACAAGAAAAGUAAAAAGCAAGAUGGAGCUGUUGAAAACCGUAACAAAGCUAAAGCUCAAGAUGGUGCAGCCAUGGAAAUGCAACCACUGAAGAGUGAGGAUGGUGGGGAUGGAGAUGAGAAAGACAAGAAGAAAGCAAACUUGCCAAAGAAAGAAAAGUCAGUUCUCCAAGGCAAACUCACAAAGCUUGCGGUUCAGAUUGGCAAAGCAGGUUUGUUGAUGUCUGCAAUCACAGUCAUUAUCCUUGUGUUAUAUUUUGUAAUUGAUACCUUCUGGGUUCAGAAGAGACCUUGGCUUGCUGAAUGUACACCAAUUUAUAUUCAGUAUUUUGUGAAGUUCUUCAUUAUUGGAGUUACAGUCUUGGUGGUGGCAGUACCAGAAGGUCUUCCACUUGCAGUCACUAUAUCUCUGGCUUACUCUGUUAAGAAAAUGAUGAAAGAUAAUAACUUGGUGAGACAUCUGGAUGCAUGUGAAACAAUGGGCAAUGCUACAGCGAUUUGCUCAGAUAAAACAGGAACAUUGACCAUGAACAGAAUGACAGUGGUCCAAGCCUACAUCAAUGAAAAACAUUAUAAAAAAAUUCCAGAACCAGAAGCUAUUCCAGAGAAAACCAUGGCUUACCUUGUGACAGGAAUUUCUGUUAAUUGUGCUUAUACUUCCAAAAUACUGCCUCCUGAAAAAGAAGGUGGCCUACCACGUCAUGUUGGAAAUAAAACUGAAUGUGCCUUGCUGGGAUUGCUCUUGGAUUUAAAACGUGAUUAUCAGGACGUAAGAAAUGAGAUACCAGAAGAGGAUUUGUACAAAGUGUACACCUUCAACUCUGUUAGAAAAUCUAUGAGUACUGUGUUAAAAAAUUCUGAUGGCAGUUUCCGGAUAUUCAGUAAAGGUGCCUCUGAGAUAGUUCUUAAAAAGUGCUUCAAAAUACUGAGUGCUAAUGGAGAACCAAAGGUAUUUAGACCUAGGGACCGUGAUGAUAUUGUGAAAACUGUAAUUGAGCCAAUGGCUUCUGAAGGUCUCAGAACCAUCUGCCUGGCAUUCAGAGACUUCCCAGCAGGGGAACCUGAGCCAGAGUGGGACAACGAAAAUGAUAUUGUUACUGGUCUGACAUGCAUUGCUGUUGUUGGGAUUGAAGAUCCUGUGAGACCUGAGGUACCUGAUGCAAUAAAGAAGUGUCAACGUGCAGGCAUAACUGUACGUAUGGUCACAGGUGAUAACAUUAACACUGCUCGUGCUAUUGCAUUAAAAUGUGGUAUUCUGAAUCCUGGUGAAGACUUCCUGUGUUUAGAGGGCAAAGACUUUAACAGGAGAAUACGCAAUGAAAAAGGAGAGAUAGAGCAAGAGCGAAUAGAUAAAAUUUGGCCAAAGCUUCGUGUUCUUGCAAGGUCUUCUCCCACUGACAAACACACUCUAGUAAAAGGUAUAAUUGACAGCACUGUCUUUGACCAGAGGCAAGUUGUAGCAGUAACUGGUGAUGGUACCAAUGAUGGUCCAGCUCUGAAGAAGGCAGAUGUUGGAUUUGCUAUGGGUAUUGCUGGAACAGACGUAGCUAAAGAAGCUUCUGAUAUUAUCCUUACAGACGACAACUUCACAAGUAUUGUUAAAGCAGUUAUGUGGGGACGAAAUGUCUAUGACAGCAUCUCCAAAUUUCUUCAGUUCCAGCUUACUGUCAAUGUAGUAGCAGUAAUUGUUGCUUUUACAGGAGCAUGCAUAACACAAGAUUCUCCGCUCAAAGCUGUGCAGAUGCUGUGGGUAAAUCUCAUAAUGGACACAUUAGCUUCGCUUGCCCUGGCAACAGAACCGCCCACUGAAGCUCUUCUGUUGCGAAAGCCUUAUGGUAGAAACAAACCUUUGAUUUCUCGUACAAUGAUGAAGAACAUUUUGGGUCAUGCAUUCUACCAACUUGUUGUGGUAUUCACACUCCUGUUUGCUGGUGAGAAAAUUUUUGAUAUCGAUAGUGGAAGAAAUGCACCUCUGCAUGCUCCUCCUUCAGAGCAUUAUACUAUAGUAUUUAAUACAUUUGUGAUGAUGCAGCUUUUUAAUGAAAUUAAUGCCCGAAAAAUUCAUGGUGAAAGAAACGUUUUUGAAGGAAUCUUUAACAACGCUAUCUUCUGUUCUAUUGUUCUGGGGACAUUUGUUGUGCAGAUAGUUAUUGUGCAGUUUGGUGGGAAGCCUUUCAGUUGCUCAGAACUCUCAAUUGAACAGUGGCUGUGGUCCAUUUUCCUGGGCAUGGGCACACUACUCUGGGGCCAGUUGAUUUCAACAAUUCCAACCAGCCGUCUGAAAUUCCUCAAAGAAGCUGGUCAUGGAACACAAAAGGAAGAGAUUCCUGAAGAAGAACUAGCAGAAGAUGUAGAGGAGAUUGAUCAUGCUGAGAGAGAAUUGCGUCGUGGUCAGAUCUUGUGGUUUAGAGGCCUAAACAGAAUACAAACUCAGAUGGGAUGGUCCUUUCUCUUGUUCUCUCUCUCUCUUGCUGAGCAAGCUGUCACAAUCUCUGAUUCCUUGCAGAUGGAUGUAGUGAAUGCUUUCCAGAGUGGAAGUACCAUUCAGGGGGCUCUAAGGCGGCAACCCUCCAUCGCCAGCCAGCACCAUGAUGUAACAAAUAUUUCUACCCCUACACAUGUAGUGUUUUCCUCUACUACUGCUUCUACUACUGUGGGGUAUCCGAGUGGUGAAUGCAUUUCGUAGCUCCUUGUACGAGGGGCUAGAGAAACCUGAGACACGAAGUUCAAUUCACAAUUUUAUGACGCAUCCUGAGUUUAGAAUAGAAGACUCCGAACCUCAUAUUCCCCUUAUUGAUGAUACUGAUGCUGAAGAUGAUGCGCCAACAAAACGCAACUCUACUCCCCCACCCUCUCCCAAUAAAAAUAACAAUGCGGUUGACAGUGGAAUUCACCUUACAACAGACAUGAACAAGUCUGCUACCUCUUCAUCCCCAGGAAGCCCACUACAUAGUUUGGAAACAUCACUCUGAUUGUAAGCUGAAUGUUAACACACUAGCUGCUUUGUAAAGAAAUUGAAACUGGGUCUCUUCACACAUUAUGAUGGACAAGAUGAUAUUCUUGUCUUGGACUUCAACAGAAGACACACUUGUACGAAUGUAGAUUUAUUUUUUUAAAAAAAGCUUUCUGCCAGACUGGAGGGUGCUUUUCUGGGGGUGGGAGUAAUAAUGAACUCUGACAGAUAAACAGUAACUCGGCAUAAGUGACCUGUGGAUCAUCUGUUGUACUUAAGAAUGAUCCUGAAGAGUGUGUUAGCAGAGCUUUAGUUUAUCAUGAUCCUUUUCUGAGGGGAAGGCUGGGAAGGUCAAGGAGGCCCUGGAUCAUUGAAUUGAUACUUUAAUUUCUGCUGUUGGCUGUUAAUAAUUUGGAUUAUUUAUGUUUAUAAAUGAUACAGAUCUGUUUACAAGGUUUGUAGAUACUUUUUUGUUCCUGUUCAUAGAUGGGAAGCUUCCUUAUAAAUGAUGCAGAGAAGAAAACAAAAGAAAACAAAAAAAAUAAAAAACAACAAAAAAACUAGUCCUUCAAAUACUGCUGUAUUUUCAGGAAAAGGGUGUUUCUAUUGAAACUGUACUAAAUUUUGCCUGCAAUUUACCUUGUUAAAUAUUGUAGAUAAAUUGCUACUACUAAUAGCCAAAUAGAUAACACUAAUGCUUUGUAAAAACAUGAGCAGUGGUGUUCUAAUGAAGUUAUGGCCUCUGUCCUAAUUAGUUUCUUAAAUACAUUUACUACUUAAUGGUUUUGAAACAACUGUUUAAUUUUUAAAAAUUUUGAGAAACUUAAUGAAUAACUUUUGUUCAGAACUUAGGAUUGUUUAAUGCAGGACAUCAAUAUGUGAUGGAACUUGCUUGAAAUAUUUCUGUUAUCUCGGGCAAAAUGGAUUAAAUCAAAAUACAUCAGAAUCUUAGUCCUUUGUUUUUGUCUAAUCAUGUUAGUUUAGUGCUGUCUUGGUGAACUGUGAGUGGAACUGUGAUUUUUUUCUAAUCUAUAGAAUCCUUCAUGCAGCAUGAGGGCUGUUGGCAUUUUGAAAGGUUGUUAGUGGGUAGCAUACAUGUUCUCCUUUUUGUUUUUGAAACUUGUUUGUAAACAUGAAUAAAUCUGCCCUUUUGUUAAAAUAAAA